Messenger RNA from Astrephomene gubernaculifera, 2962 nucleotides. NCBI's taxonomy places the organism in Eukaryota, Viridiplantae, Chlorophyta, Chlorophyceae, Chlamydomonadales, Astrephomenaceae. The record is from the annotation of a GenBank genome assembly.
CCCACUUAUGCUUAAGUAUUUAAGAGACGUUUAUAUAAAAGAAUUAACUUUUUAUUGGCUGCAAGCAUGUUGCGCUUGGCCCUAGCUUCCCGGUCACAAGCGGCCACAGCUGCUCCCUUACGCUCAGCAGGGACUAGAAAGGUUACAGCAGCUGCAGCCCCAUCUGCACCUCCGGCGACAGAUGCAGACGUGGCCGCUUUGGUGUCCGCCUUCCAGGACAGCAGGCGCCUUGUCGUCCUCACAGGAGCAGGAUGCAGCACAGAGUCAGGCGUCCCCGACUACCGCUCCCCCCAGGGCGCCUACUCCACCGGCUUCAAGCCCAUGACGCACCAGCAGUUCCUGGCCAGCCCAGCCAACCGUGCACGCUACUGGGCACGCUCCUUCUACGGCUGGCCUCGCUUCUCCGCCACGCAGCCCAACGCGGCGCACCUGGCGCUAGCGGAGCUGGAGCAGCGGGGCUGGGUGAGCGGGCUGGUGACUCAGAACGUGGACCGCCUGCACAGCGCCGCGGGCAGUCGCCGGGUGCUGGAGCUGCACGGCACCACACACAGGGUCAUAUGUCUGGGUUGCGGCCGCACCUCCCCCCGCUCCGCCCUGCAGACCCAGCUAGCGGCGCUCAACCCGGCAGCUGCGGCGCACCUGGCGGCGCUGCUGGGGCGGCCGGUGGACCCGGAGGCGGAGCGGGAGCAGGCGCUGCGGGUGGGCAGCAGCGGGGAUAACAUACGCGUGGCCGUCAGCACUCCUUCGGCCGCCUCACCGCCAUCCACCACCCCCGCCUCAACUCCCGGCAGCCCCAGCCCCGGGUCUUCCUCCUCCACCUUCCCCCCAGCCCCCGGCUCGCCCCCCCAGCAGCGCCCUGACGGCGAUGUGGAGCUGGCUGACGCGGGCGGCGGCUUCGCGGUGCCCCCCUGCGCGGCGUGCGGCGGGCUGCUGAAGCCGGAUGUGGUGUUCUUCGGGGACAACAUAGCGCACGAGGUGAAGGACAGGGCGGCUGCGCUGGUGGGAUCCGCGGACGCGCUGCUGGUGGUGGGCUCCAGCGUGCAGGUGUUCUCGGCAUUCAGACUGGUGGAGGCGGCAAAGCGGGCCGGAGCCAGGCUCGUCAUGGUCAAUGUGGGACCCACGCGCGCUGAUAAGCUGGCUGACCUCAAGGUUGAGGCGCGAGCCGGGGAGGUUAUGUCACGGUUGGCGAGACAUCCCUCGUUGCAGCUUCCGAAAUUAUGUUGAAGCCUAAUCGUUAAGCGCUUAAAGCAUGAUACCUGGACUUCUGCGAAGGUGAGAAACCUGGCAUCUAAGGACCGUUCCUUAUCCAUGGCUUACGCAGACAGGCGUUGUACUUGACGUGUAUUAUCUCCUGCCGUUUUUCGCCAUAUACUAAAGCACCAGCAUUAUCUAUAUUGCUGUUACCAAAUUACUCUUAUAUUCUCCAGAGGUUUGUUACUGCUUAACGCUUUUUUGCUUGCGCAAACUAACUGCUCAGUCGAGGUUUGCCAAGCCAUCUCAACCUUUCACACUUACCAGCAACCCUGGGGCAAAUGACUGUUGGUAGCGUAUCCGGUCCUCCGGCCAAAGGCCGUCAUGCGGUGCACCCAAAACUUAUGUUAGUAGACUUGGAUGACACCCUAUACAGGGUCCACCAGAUUCCCGCAAUAGUAAAGGAUUGCAUUCAAGAUUAUAUGGUCAAGAAGCUUGGAAUCCCUCAAGAAGAUGUCGCAGCAAAAACGUUGGAGCUUUACUUGGCGCAUGGCACGACAUUGGCAGGGCUAGUGGCUAGCGGCUACCGCAUCGACUACGAGGACUGGCACCAGCACGUGCACCAGGGCGCGCUGGACUACGAGGCGCUGCUGCAGCCCGACCCCUCGCUGCGGGACAUCCUCUGCUCCAUCGACCUGCCCAAGUACAUCCUCACCAACGCCAACCGGGAGCACACGGAGCGCUGCCUGGCGCGCCUGGGGCUCAGCGACUGCUUCCAGGGCCUGUUCUACUUUGAGAACGUCAUGGAGCUGGCCGCCUCACACGGCCUGGACGUCUCGCACAGCGUGCUCUGCAAGCCCAACCCGCGCAUCUACCAGCUAGUUGCGGCGCACCUGGGGGUGAGCAUGCAGGAGGUCAUCUUCUUCGACGACUCGACACGCAACGUGGCGGCGGCGCACGGGCUGGGCGCCACCACGGUGCUGGUGGGGGCGGAGCAGCCCUGUCCGGGGGCCGACCUGGCCGUACCCUCCAUGCACCACCUGCCGGCCGCCAUGCCGCAGCUGCUGGACCAGCCGGGGCUGGUGCACGAGCACCACCGGCACCAGCAGGCGGGGCAGCAGCAGGGGCAGCAGAAGAGCGUGGGAGGAGAUGUGGCGGUGGAGGGCGUUGUGGCUGUGACCGCUGUUUCGGGCAUUGCGGCGGGGGCAGGCGGCAGCAGUAGUGCGGGUGUGGCCGUCAGCGUGCCGGCUUCUUGAGGGUGGGCGACGUGCUUGGGACUCUGUGUCGUGUACAUAUGAGAGCGGAAUCGUGAACAAAGCACUGCGAACGCGAAUCUAGAGUGUGGCAUGGGGAUGAGCGCUGACAGCCGAGCUAACGGGCCUUGUUCACCUUAACUACGACGGCUGGAAGAUAAACUGUAUAACCGGCCGAACGGAACUUGCUGCGGUGUGUGUAUCGGUCAGCGUACUCCGCUGCACCUCGUUGUCCGGGGGUGCAGCAGCGCGCUUCGUGCAGCGCGUCGUUACCGUGACAUCCAGUAAUUGUAUUAUUAUUUCUAUGAGAGACAUCAAUUGCUAGGCAUUGUUGCUUACACGUUCGGAUUUCGCCUCGGCGUGCUUCUGCUGUUUACUGUAUGCUUGGAGGGGCCCACUAAAUAGCGCAUGGAAAGCAAGGUUGUAUCACAGGGCUCCUCGAGGCUCUGGCGGCAGGUACUCGGAUGUUGUCCUGCAAGGGCCGCUUGUUUACAGAUUGUAAGGCUAAACUUUGCCAA